CCGCGUCGCUGGCGCUUUUCCAGUCUGGACUCGUCGCCUCGCAGAGCUUAUCUCCUCAGCUUCUCUUGAGUAAUCCACAUCCCCCGAUCUCCACCUACUACCCAGGUAGCACGACCUCCCCGCAUCGCUCGCAGCCCUGGGACACUUCGCCACGGCCGCCGGCACUCCGCCGGAUCUCCUGCACCACCGGGCAUGGCGCGGGCUCCACACCAGCUCCCCCCGACACUCCGCCGGAUCUCCCGCACCACCACCGGGCCAUCCAUGUCGCGGGCUCCAACACCCGCUCCCCCCGCUUCCCCGGCCAUGGCACGGGCAGUUGGGCGGCCAUGCUCAUGCCCAGCACCGGCCGUCUCGCUGAGCCGUCUCUUCCGGGAGGUCGCACAUCGGAAGAAGGCCGUCUCCCCCAAGAAGAAGUACCCGCGGCCUACCCUCGUCGCCGCUAUCCGCCGCCGACCGUACCUGGAUGGACGCCUCCUUGAGGCCAAGCUUGCGCGUGGCUGCGGCAAUCCGGCUUUCUUGGCGUCAACACGGUCUGCAUCCAUCCAUGCGCAUUGGCGGUUGUGCAUUACGGCCUCUGCUUCCCUUCGUCGCGCCUGAUGCAUGCCAUGGCGCCCGCGCCCUCAAGCUCCAGCACCAGCCCCGCCUUCCCGCGUCGCGCCGCAGCCCGCGUUCCUCUGCUCCGACCGCGCCCUCGCGCCCGACACCUGCACCGGCCACUCCUCCGGCCCACGCCACACCGGCGACCACCAAGAACCCCGCCACCUCCUCGCCUCCUCUUAGUGCAUGUCGCCAGGAGCGCCACCGCCAUACUUCCUCCUGACGACUGCGGCAAGCAGCAGCGCCUUCCUUGGCUUCUGCGGCGUGGACGCCGGCGCGCCGGCGCCAAGCAGCGGCGUGUACCCAUCGGUGGAGGCUGCGAAUGGAUAAGAGCCAGUAGAAAAUAAGGAUUAAGGACUGCGGGCUGAAUUCCAACUAAUGCAGGUUCUUUUUGCAAAAACAAAACGUUUUUCCAGAGUGCCACUUAAACAGGGACUGCGGGUUGAUUUCAAAGAAACACAGGGGCUUUUUUACAAAAACGCUGACGACGUACGACCAGAAGCAGUAUUUGCUUUAUUAGUAGGGAAAAGAUAGAUAUAGAUUUCUAUUAACUGUCCGCUAUUGGUCUGGCCCGUUGCUGUAGCUCCGACGCGAAAGAUCCGUUCAGUCUAGCUUAAAGCGAGAUAUAGUCGCCGCGCUGGGUGAACGUAGCAACAUCUACUAGUGGCAGCGACUACUGUGCUAAAUGGGCCAGCCCGCUGUUGGUCAACCGUAGGCGAUUCCUGUUAUCAAUCAGUACGGGUGUCACAUAGCUAUCAUGCCAAGGACGCAUAUAGUGGCCGGACAGUAUCGAAUCGACUGUUUCUUUCAAUUUUGUUAUUUCUUUUUUCUUUUUUCCUUCUUCUAAUUUUUUUAUUUUAGAAAAUACUCUAAAAAUAAUUUGAAAACUUAAAUGUACUAAAAGUUUCCUAAAAAUGAAAAAAAAUGGUAACUCAGUGCAAAAUAUUGUUAGUGUCAAUUUUUAAAAAUGUUGAUGACAUUAUUUGACAUUUGAAAAUGUUUUGCACAUAUUCAAAACAAUGGACAAACACAUAUAUUUGAGAAAUGUUAAAUGUGUAUGAUAAAUAUUCUAGAAGAAUACAAAAAUGUAUAACCCAUAUGAAAAAAGUAGACAUCUAAAACAUUUAACCAAAAAAAUUAAUCAUUUAUUUUAAAAUGUUAAACACGUAAAAAAAUAUUCCUGGUGUAUAGAAAAAAGUACAACAUGUAUGAAAAAAAUGUACAAGGUGUAUGGAAACAAGCAUAUGGGAAAAAAAAUCAACAAAUGUUGAUCAUGAUGUAAAAGAUGUUAAAUGUGUAUAUAAAAUAUGUUCUUGAUGUA
This is a messenger RNA of Triticum aestivum (bread wheat), 1918 nucleotides long. RefSeq names its product ribonuclease III domain-containing protein RNC1, chloroplastic. Bases 193 to 597 code for a protein of 134 amino acids. Lineage: Eukaryota; Viridiplantae; Streptophyta; Magnoliopsida; Poales; Poaceae. The transcript is spliced from 3 exons. The record is from RefSeq and is a predicted model, not a curated record.